AUGAAGGAAAAUAAUACCUACCUUUGGUCUAUUCGGCGAUGGGCAGUAGCAUUGCCCAUGCGCCUUGGCGAUGAGCCAAAUGGGCUCUCCUCACCUAGUGGACAGCCUUUAGUUGUCCUAGGUUCUGGAAAAUUGGGUGAGAGAGGUCAUGGGUCGCCAAUGGGAUUCUCAGAAGUGGCAUAUCUUGGCUUUCCAUAUUGGUUGGAUAUUUGUGGAAGAAUAGGAACAAACGUAUUGUCACCAAACACUUAUUAUGUUGCUUAUUUGGUGUUCAAAGUGGUAGAUUUGUACCGUAGACUUGAAUCUAUUGAUUCACCUAUUAUGUUAGUUAGUGAUAAGAAUGAAAAUGUGACUGAAGAACAAACCAACAUUGUGAAGCUUGCAGCAUUAUUUCCCAAACUGAGAGGAGAUGGUUGGAUGGAGAUAGAAUUGGGAAAUUUUAAUAGCAAGGAAAGUAGUGAUGGCCCUGUUGUAGAUAGAUUGAUUGGUGUUAAACGUGUUGAUUUCAAAAUAAGUGGCCUCAUCAUUGAAGGAAUUGAAUUUUCAGAAGUGGCUAAUAUCCAGGGUUCUUGCUCACUAAAUAUCCAUGGAAAGAUUGCUAGUCAAAUGUUGUCAAAGAGAACAACAUACGCCGCGUAUCUAGUGUACAAAUUAGCUCCAAGUUCAUAUUCCGGUCUUGUAAUUGGUAAUUCAGUUGUUAGAUUUGUCAAUCGUGAGACUGAGGAACCACGAAGAGUCAGGAAAAUUAGUUGGCCUAAUGCUCAAAGAAGAGUUGAUAGAUGGAUAGAAAUAGAAAUGGGGAAGUUUUUCAAUGAUGCAGGGGAGGACGGAGAUGUUGAAGCGCGAUUAAUGGAUAUCAGGUGUCACUUUGGGAUAGACAACCUCUUUGUUGAAGGAAUAAAGUUUCGAGCAGAAUGA
Messenger RNA from Solanum tuberosum (potato), 918 nucleotides. Its product is annotated as F-box protein At2g02240-like. Lineage: Eukaryota; Viridiplantae; Streptophyta; Magnoliopsida; Solanales; Solanaceae. The transcript is spliced from 3 exons. The record is from RefSeq and is a predicted model, not a curated record. Bases 1 to 918 code for a protein of 305 amino acids.